This is a messenger RNA of Sphaeramia orbicularis (orbiculate cardinalfish), 2362 nucleotides long. It is a transcript of the gene atxn7l2b, whose product is annotated as ataxin 7-like 2b. The transcript is spliced from 10 exons. Bases 27 to 2039 code for a protein of 670 amino acids. The record is from RefSeq and is a predicted model, not a curated record. Lineage: Eukaryota; Metazoa; Chordata; Actinopteri; Kurtiformes; Apogonidae.
UUAUUCGUGAACGCGCAGGAGCAGCAAUGGCCGCUGUCGAUCGGCGAAAUCCUAAUCUCGAUGAUUUUGUUGGAUUAAACUGGAGUUGCUGGGUAGAUAGAGUGAAUAUUCAAUCAUCUGACGCUUUUUCUAAUGUAGAAGACAGCAGCAAGUAUGACAGAAACCACUCUGAAACCAUGACCCUCAGCAAAGAAGAUAUGGCCAUAUAUGGCCACUGUCCAGCACAUGAUGACUUCUUUUUGGUAGUGUGCAGUCACUGUGGUAAGGUGGUGAAGCCUCAGGCAUUUGAGGAACACUGUGAAAAGCAUCACAGUGCUGUCACUAAGAUGUGUGGCCAGCCCUACACCUUAACGUCACAGCAGCAGCGACUUGGUCGAUCACCUUCAAAUGUGACAUCCUCCUUGCCCCGAGAGAGGCUGAAGGAGAGUAAAUGUCUGGAGACCAGUGUCCGAUCUUCAUCCAAUCAGCACAGGUCUACAAAGACCCAGAAGGAGGCAGUAAGUUUACCUCCAGCGGAAAAGUUCCCUCAGGAGAAACCUUCCCCUGUACCCCCGUCCUCCUCUGCACCUCGACUCAGGGCUCAGCCAUGGCUCUCAGAGCCCCUGCUGUCUGGCCACUGUUCCUCCUCUUCCUCCUCAUCAGAAAGACCUUGUGUGCAAAAGUCCACAGCAGGACAAGCAAGUGAGCCUAACAGUUCUCUGCGGGGAACGAGAACCUACAGCCGCAUUUACAAAAACAUCAACAAGAAAGAAUGUGAACUGAACAAACAAUGUGGAGGUCUGGAUCUGGAAAAGAAAAAGUUGGACUCCAUCCCACAGCAACAGAGAGUGCUGGGUAGGAGUAAAACCUCUGACCAGGCAUCAGCAGAGCAGCGAACAGCCUCAGCAAGUCAAGAUCUGGAACAGCUUCCUAUGAAAUCGAAAGGCACAGAGCAGCUUUUGGACGCUUUUGAUGAAAAAAUAACAUCUCGAUGCAGUAAAUACAGCUUUAACAGUAACUACAACAUUCUCAGGUCAAGGGAUGCAUCAGAAAACUUUCCAGAGGAUGAUGGUGACAACACUGUAGAGGUCAAAGUACAGCCACCCUAUCCAUUCAAUCAGAGCCUAUUCUCCAGUGAGGAGAGUGAGGAUGAGCAGGAGGAGGCCACUGAGUUACCUGCCACGUCCUGGCACCCCAAACCUAUGGGGCUAUGCACUUUUGGAUGCCGCACAUUUGGAUGUAGCAUCUUCACCUUCGACCGCCGUUUGCACCACCUGCGGUUUGCCCUCAGUGCCAUGUUGGAGCAGCAUGUCAACACACACUUAUGGAAGAGAAUGCCUCAAGUGUCAACGGGUCUCAGGUCACAUCAUCCCACACCUUCAACACUAGGCUCACCUGUCAGGACCAGUACCAGACCUAAUCCAUCUGGUUCCCUUAGCCUUGAGUCUACCUCACUUGGAAAACUUGAAACCAAAAACAGUUGCUCCAACCCUCACAGUACCAAACCACCUUCUUCCACCAGCUCUGUGAGCUUUGGCCUGGGCCAUGAGCGCAGUCCUGUUGGGCAAGCUACUAAGGCUCGGCUGGGGAAGGUGGAGCUUAUGCAAAAUACAAAAACUGCACAAAGAUCUACCAAACUGUCUCACAGCACUGAGGACAAACCCUCCAAACAUAUCAGGGAUCACCACAUCAGUGAGAAGGUCCAGCCUUCAUCUCGCGUAUCAGUAAAUGGUACCUUCUCAAAGAAGUCAUGCCCUCCACUGCCACUACAACCAUCAGAGAGACACUCAUCCUGUUUGGAGAAGUCUGCUCUACACUCUCUGGUUCACCAGCCUCCACACAGCAGCCGAGCAAGACCUCCAGGGAUUCAGCAGAAUGUUGGAAGCUUUGACCAGAGAGGUCACAUUCAGAAGCGAAAGAGCAGCAAUCAAUCACCAGCCCCCAGGAUGUCCAAGUGUCAGCGCUCAUCCUCCCCCUCCUGCUCCAGCCUCCUCUCCUGGGAGAAAGAGAGCAUCAGUGAUGUGCUGGCAUGGGGUCAGGAGAAGAGAUCAGACCCCUGAAGAAUAACACACAAGGCCAGCCUUAAAGACCAGGUGCUGCCGGCACAGUGUGAGUGUAUGGAUGUGUGUAUGUUUCUAUUCACAUGUAUUUAUCUGUUCAUAUUUUUAUGCACCGACAUGAGGAAUUACUGAAGUAUUGUUUGCAUAUUACUGUAUGUAUUAUUGCGAAAUGUCUAAUUUUCCUAUUUUUAUACCUGAUGAAUUGUCUCAGUUGAUAACCUGUGUAAGAGCAGAGAAAUACCUCGAUGUACUCAUUAUGCUGCUAAAACAAAAAUGUAUUGAUUCCAUGGCAAAACAAUAAAAAACUUGAAUAUUUCUAACAA